UAGAUCAUUCAAUGAAUUGAAUAUGCAUGGAUGCAUUCAAGAGUGCACCGAUUGAAUUCGGACUUUGAUUUGGGCGUUAUAUAAAUAGAGCCUGCAUGCAUUGGUCUAAUAUCAUUCAUUAAAAAGAUCAAUCAUAUCAAAUUAUCAUGGAACUCAUCAUCAUCCCCAGUAAUUAUGUCCUAAUAAUUGGUGGCAUUAUUCUCUUCAUCAUGUCGUUUGCAUCUUCUUCCCUCCCACUAGUGGUAGCAAAACUCAAGAAAGAGAAGAAACAAAAGCAGGUACGACAACCCCCAGGCCCAUGGAAGCUGCCACUCAUUGGAAGCUUACACCAUGUGCUACUACUAGGCGACCUCCCACACCGCUCCCUCACGAGACUCUCGAGGAAAUACGGGCCCUUGAUGCACCUGCAGCUCGGCGAGGUGCCCGCUGUCGUUGCGUCGAGCCUCGAGAUGGCGAAAGUCAUCACCAAAACCCACGACCUCGCGUUUGCGAACAGACCGAAACUCAUGGUUGUGGAUUUGGUCUACUACAAAUCCACGGACAUUGCGUUCUCCCCGUACGCGGAAUACUGGAGGCAGAUGCGUAGGGUGUGCAUCUUGGAGAUGCUCACCAGGAAGAUGGUGAAGUCGUUCAACGCCAUCCGGCGCGACGAGCUCCAGAAGAUGGUCUCGUCUAUAAAACAUCACGUGUCGUCUUCGUCGUCGUCUUCUCAUCCUGUCAACCUAUUUGAGAAGGUGAUUUGGUUUAACAGCGCGAUGACUUGUAGGUCCGCGUUCGGGACAUUGAUCGAUGGAGAUCAGGAGAAGUUCAUCGGGAUGAUGAGGGAGGUGCUCACGUUCGCGGGUGGCUUUGAAUUGGUGGACAUGUUUCCCUCCAGAAAAUGGAUCCCUUACGUUGUAGGGACGAGAUCGACGCUCCUAAAACUGCACCGCGAGUUGGACAAAUGCUACGAGAGCAUCAUCGAAAAACACGAGCGGAACCUGCUUAGAGAUGGAUGCAAGGGCAACAAUGAAGCUGGGGAGGAAGACAUUGUCGAUGUUUUGCUCAAAUUAAAGGAAGACGAGGAAGGACGUCAAUAUCGUUUGACACGGGACAACAUUAAAGCUAUCAUCAAUGACCUAUUCUCAGCAGGGACGGAAACCACUGCGACGGCGGCGACUUGGGCAAUAGCUGAAAUGAUGAGGCAUCCAAACGUUCUCGUGAAGGCACAAGAGGAAGUUAGAGAGAAGCUAAAGGGAAAGACGACAUUCGAAGACGACGACAUGGAGGAGUUGGCAUACCUGAAGCUGGUGGUGAAAGAAACCCUGAGGCUGCACCCACCAAUCCCGCUCUUGCUCCCGAGGGAAAGCAUAGAAGAAAGGGAGAUUGAGGGGUUCGUGAUACCUGCGAAGACUCGAGUCAUCGUCAACGCGUGGGCAAUCGGGCGGGACCCGGACACGUGGACAUUCCCGGACUGUUUUUGGCCCGAGAGGUUCGCGUACCACGACGCGGACGUGCACGGGAGCCACUUUGAGUUGAUACCUUUUGGCGUGGGGAGAAGAAUGUGUCCCGGGUUGGCGUUUGGGUUGGCUAAUGUGAUGCACUCUUUGGCUGUUUUACUGUACCACUUCGACUGGGAACUGCCACGUGGAGUCACUCCCGAGAACUUCGACAUGAGCGAGACCGCUGGAUUAAAGGCAACCCGGAAGAACGAUCUUUGCUUGAUUGCUAAGCUGCCAUACUCCUCCAAACAAUAAUUAUUUAAUUAAUAAUCAUCUUAUUAAUUUGCUUCAAUUCCUUAAUUUCUUACUUCCUCGAAGUCCUUCAAAGAUUUUUCCCUUUCAUUUUUUUGUUGUCCCCAAAAGAUGUUUCCUUUAUCGAAUAAAAAAUCAAUUUUAUAUAUCAAGGAUAUUUUUAAAAAGUUAAAAAAAAUAUUUCUUUCUUAAUUUGCUAAAAAGUCAAUAAGGGAAACCAUUCUAAGGAGGGAAUAAGUAUAAGCUUAGUUGUUGUUAAAUCUCUUUUCCCUUGCAAAAGAAGCCGACAGAAAUGUUGAAGCAGUCCGGUUUUGAUUUUUUGUUGUCAAACUUGACUUACUUUUAUCGUUAAUUAAAUAAUUAUCGUAAUGUUUAAAAUUAAUAUUAGAAUAAAUACUUUGUUCGUUA
Molecule: messenger RNA, 2141 nt
Organism: Cuscuta campestris
Lineage: Eukaryota; Viridiplantae; Streptophyta; Magnoliopsida; Solanales; Convolvulaceae
Source: the annotation of a GenBank genome assembly